AUGACGAACCGUGGUCCUUCAGGCGUCCCCGUUGCAUAGGAACGACAACCGUCAGACAAAUCAUGAAGCAUCUAGCUAGCUACAAACUUUUGAUCGAUAACUUAGCUACCUAGCUGGAUGAGUGUAGAGAAUCAACAGACCUUUCUUUGUGAUAGACAAACAAAACAUACACAAGACAGCCAGCGACAUUUGGAGUACCAAACAAAAUGCUAUCAACUCGUUAGCUACUUCAACGGCGCUAGCAGACUGUUAACUAACGUUAGCAGUCGUUGCCUCUACUUCAGGGUGCAUUGUGAAGGUAGCUAACGGUAACCAUACAGGACUCUUAAGAGACUUUUUAAAAGACAAAUGUAAUCUGUACUAUUCCCAGCUUCAGCUAGCAUCAGUUGUGUCGAUGUGUGGACCGACGUACUAGUGAAAUGAGCGAUAUCAAGCCGAACCACACGAUGUUAACCUCAGUUAACGUUAACCUAUGGAAAGCUAGCUAACACUCAUUCCCGUCCAUACCCUUCGAAUGCUAGCUUAGCUAAGUCAUUUAUUCAGGUAGCUAUUUAUCAAUUCAUCUAGGAAAGCGUCGACAAAUACAAUAAUCCCAGUCAAAGCGAUAGAAAGUUCAUAAAGAUAGUAAAAUGGCUGGCGACGUUGGCAGCAUCCCUGAACUGGACCAAAAGAAGUACGAUUCAGACGAGCAGGUGAAGAUCAUCUGUCUGGGAGAUAGUGCAGUUGGUAAAUCUAAGCUGAUGGAGAGGUUUCUCAUGGACGAAUAUCGUCCCCAGCAGUUGUCCACUUAUGCUUUGACUCUCUACAAACACACAGCCACUGUAGGAAACAAGACCGUAGCGAUAGAGGUUUUUUUUUGUUUUGAUUUUUGAUUUUUGGACACCGCUGGUCAGGAGAGAUUUCAGAGCAUGCAUCCCUCAUACUACCACAAAGCACAUGCAUGCAUCAUGGUUUUUGAUGUUCAAAGGAAGAUCACGUAUAAGAAUCUGGCCAGCUGGUAUAAGGAGCUGAGGGAGUAUAGACCAGAGAUACCCUGUUGUGUCGUGGCCAACAAAAUCGAUGCUGAUUUGAAGGUGACACAGAGAAGCUUUAGCUUUGGAAAGAAGCAAGGACUGCCAUUUUACUUCGUAUCAGCGGCUGAUGGGACUAAUGUUGUUAAGAUGUUCAGAGAGAUGAUCAAGAGGGCGCUGGACUACAAGCAAAACCCCAGCGACUUCAUGGAUGAAGUGAUGCAAGAAUUAGAGAACUUUGACCUGGAGAAGAAGGAAAAUAAUUCAGAUGAGGAUGGAUUGAAAGCACAAAGUCCCGAGUUGGUCUGAAAGAUGUUUACAGAUCCUCCCAACCCUCCUGUCCUCUCAUGGAUAGGUUAUCCUCUGGGGUUGAUGCUCAACACGCACAUUGUUUGUCCUUAUGUACUUUUGGUGGUCUGCUUUUAUACCAUUGGUUUGUAAGUCUACCACUGGAGGUCGGCAGAAAGUCUUUUAGUCAGGUUUGAAGUCCCUGCCCUCCAUCCGUCCAGUGACAUUGGUAGUGAAAUAAACAUGAUUGAAUAAUUAGGAAUUGUGUUGUUUACCUUAUGAUACUUAUCAACAAUAUAUACUAUAAUAAUAGUAGAAAAUCCUACAGUGAGACUGAAUGUGUUUUAUAUUGUAAUAAGAAUGUGAAGCAUUGGAAACUAACUCACACAGAGCAAAGAGAACGUGUGAUUAUGAACCGUAUUUGCUGCUGUUCUCGAUGUUUUUGUGUAGUAAAUUGUCUGCAGUGGCAGCUUCCGUUGGCUGCUUUUGUUGCAUUCGUUUUAUAUGUAAAGUGUGUUUUCAGCACCCUUUCUAAAUGAGAACUUAAUGUACCAUGUAACCAAAUUGUUGUCAUGUGUCUCUUUCUGACUUGCUGUGAUCCAGCAGUAGGCACAAGAGCACUAAGUAGUCAACUUCAGUGUAUUAGUCAUACAUGAGUAGACAUCAGCUGUAUUGAACUCUUGUGAAGGUCCCGGGCUUGUGAAACGCUCAGCCAGCUGUGUGCUUCAAGAUGCAUUCGAGGUGGCUGUGUGUACAUUCAUUUGUUCAUAUUAGCAGGAAUGUUGCCAUGAAGAAUAUUAAACCAGUUUUCUGGCAGAAGGUGACGCUCAA
Messenger RNA from Perca fluviatilis (European perch), 2129 nucleotides. It is a transcript of the gene rabl2, whose product is annotated as RAB, member of RAS oncogene family-like 2. The transcript is spliced from 8 exons. Gene Ontology annotation, cellular component: Golgi apparatus; endosome. Lineage: Eukaryota; Metazoa; Chordata; Actinopteri; Perciformes; Percidae. Gene Ontology annotation, molecular function: GTPase activity; GTP binding. The record is from RefSeq and is a predicted model, not a curated record.